Molecule: messenger RNA, 1794 nt
Organism: Cladophialophora yegresii CBS 114405
Lineage: Eukaryota; Fungi; Ascomycota; Eurotiomycetes; Chaetothyriales; Herpotrichiellaceae
Exons: 2
Coding region: 1-1794 (597 amino acids)
Biological process (GO): spliceosomal tri-snRNP complex assembly; mRNA splicing, via spliceosome
Cellular component (GO): U4/U6 x U5 tri-snRNP complex; precatalytic spliceosome; U4 snRNP
Source: RefSeq, a predicted model, not a curated record
AUGGCGACACUUGCUGACGAACUCCUCAACGACUUUGACGACGACGGCGACGAGAAUGACAACCAAGAAAACGGUUUUCAGGAUGGCGAAGCAGCGGACGGCGAGCACGCGCGUCAUCCUAGCCCAGAUCCAGGGCGUGAUGAAGAUGAAGAAGAGAUGGAAGAUGUCGAUGAAGAGCUCGCUGCUAGAGAAUUAGGCGCCUUCGGAACCGCCGAGGAUAAUGAGGAAACAAAAGCCAAGGUCGAGAAGAUGCGACUCGGAGGUGUUCGUGAUGUGAGAAGUGUUGCCGGCUUGAUGAACACGCUGGAGCCAGUAUUAGAGAAAAUAGCACAUUACCAGAGCAUACCCCCGGAACAACGGACAACAACAGUUGGGUCGGUCGAGGACAACCCCGAAUAUGCCCUUCUCACCCAGUCCAACUCCCUCUCCACGCAGAUCGACAGCGAAAUCAUUCUUGUCCACAAGUUCAUCCGCGACCAUUACUCAACCUGCUUUCCCGAGUUGGAAACCCUCGUCACCAACCCGCUUGACUAUGCGAAAACGGUGGCGAUUAUCAAGAACGGUCCGCUGGACAAUAUAAAACGCAUAGCCGAGUCAUCGGACAACAUAGUCGGGACCCCUCUCCGAUCUAUCCUAGACGGUCCUACUUUGAUGGUUGUUACUGUGGAAGGUACAACGACAAGAGGUCAAGAUCUGAGCGAGCAGGAACUUGAAACGACAUUGCGUGCAUGCGAGAUGACGAUAAAGCUGGACAGAGCCAAGAGAGUUCUGACCGAAUAUGUUCAGUCACGCAUGAAUGUCUUUGCGCCGAACCUGACCGCGCUGAUUGGAUCAUUGACGGCAGCUCAAUUACUCAAUUUUGCUGGUGGUCUUAAAGGGCUGGCAAAGACACCUGACCGCAACAUUCCGGCUAUGGGCACAAGAAAACAGAAACAGAGCGGGCUAGCUACAAACGUUGGCAUUCGACAACAAGGCUUCCUCUACCACUCACCACUCAUACAAGAAAUUCCGAAUGAUCUUCGAGUUCAGGCAAUGCGUAUCGUGUCAGGCAAGCUAGUUCUUGCCGCACGAGUGGACAGUGUACAUCAAGCUCCCGAUGGAUCGACGGGAGAACAACUCCUCAACGAGUGCUUACGGCGGUUGGACAAGUUGACCGAACCACCACCAAACAGAGGCGUCAAAGCUCUGCCCGCACCAGACGAUAAGCCGAGCAGAAAGCGUGGGGGGAGGAGGGCUCGCAAGGCCAAGGAAGCGACAGCCAUGACUGAAUUGCGAAAGCAACAAAACCGCAUGGCAUUCGGCAAGGAAGAAAGGGAAGUGGGCUAUGGCACUGGCGAAGAGACGAUAGGACUUGGCAUGAUCGGUGCACAAAACGAUGGUCGCAUACGUGCCACGCAAAUUGACCGUCGUACGAUGGCCAAAUUGAGUAAGAAAAAUCCCGGCUGGGGCGUUGGCGGUACAGCGACCAGUCUGAACAGCGGCACGGCCACAUCAUUGCGAGGCUUUGGCGCUGCAGGAAAUGUCACCGCGUUGAGAGCCCAAGGCCUUCGUACGAGCGGUGUCGGGGCCGGCACAGCAAGUUCGAUUGCCUUCACUCCUGUUCAGGGGCUCGAGUUGGUCGAUCCCAAGUUGCAGGCUGAACUCAAGAGGAAGCGUGAAGCUGAGGGUGCUGGAUACUUCUCCACUGGCACGUUCACCCAAGUGAAUGCUGCAAAGUCAGAAGGCGGGUUCAAGGUACCGGGGCUGCCAGCUGCGAAGAGAACGAAUAUGGGUCCUCCCGCAUCAGUCAGAUGA